AUGGGCCAUAAAUCGUCGCUGACAGGCGAGUUCCUUCAGAUGGACCACACGUUCCGCGUGGCCAAGUUCGGCAAGGAUGCCAACGGCGAGAGGGAGUACAACUGCAUGGCAACAACCAUGAACAAGCACCAGGAGGCGUUCGGAGAAGCGUCCGAGUCGGACGACGCUGGUGCGCCGAGCAGCGAAUGGCCCAUCGAGUCGCUCUCCAGCAUCAAGUUCAGCGACGGUCUCUUCAUGUUUCUUGCCAACGGCUUGGUGAACCUCCCGCGCGAUCCCAGCAACAACCACCAGGCCACAUUGAAGGCUGCGUUGUACCUGGCGCAACGCAGCCCCAAGUUCCGGGACGUCGUCUCGGCCCAUCGCUCGGGCCGCUGCACCCGGGCGCAGCUGUUUGCCGCAUGCGAACAAGUCUCCGAGGCGAUCGACGCAGAAAUCAAUUGCUUCAUCGAGCAACGCGACGCAGAGGCCAAAGCCACUGGGUCGUCGACGCGGAAGCGGCAACGGACAAGCCAACGGUCCAUCUCCGACGCGGUCCAGCUCCUUAAGAAAGCGCGCCACAGUCAAAACCAGAUCAGCCACCGCGAACCAGACGACGGGUCUGAUGUCGUCGUCCAUGUAUGA
Saprolegnia parasitica CBS 223.65 is the source of this 621-nucleotide messenger RNA. RefSeq lists its product as hypothetical. The transcript has 2 exons. NCBI's taxonomy places the organism in Eukaryota, Oomycota, Saprolegniomycetes, Saprolegniales, Saprolegniaceae. The coding region runs from base 1 to 621 and encodes 206 amino acids. The record is from RefSeq and is a predicted model, not a curated record.